Molecule: messenger RNA, 867 nt
Organism: Acanthoscelides obtectus
Lineage: Eukaryota; Metazoa; Arthropoda; Insecta; Coleoptera; Chrysomelidae
Source: the annotation of a GenBank genome assembly
AUGGAACUCAACCGAGAAAAUUUUCGCGCCAUUAUUCACUACAACUUUCAAAAGCAAUUAUCGCAACAAGAAUGCCUUGCUGAGUUACUGUCUGUUUUCGGCAACGAACCGCCACAUCAGUCGACAAUUUCCCGUUGGUAUGGAGAACUCAAACGUGGACGGGUGAGUCUUAGCGACGAUUCCAGGAUGGGUGCACCAAAAACGGCAGUCACCCAGGAAAACGUCGAUGCUGUGCGCAAACUCAACAUUGAAGAUAGACAUGUGACACAUCGCAAGAUUGAGACGUCCUUGAAGAUCUCAAAGACCUCAAUUCAAAAAAAUUUACAUGAAGAAUUAGGAGUAAGAAAAUUAGUUUCUCGUUGGAUACCCCACCUGUUGACUGAGGAGCAGAAAGCAGCCGGGUCGGCUGUUUGGGUGUUCCAAGGUGAAGAAAAGCCAACAAAAGUCAUCCGUUCUCGAAGUGUUUCGAAAAAGUUGGUCGCGAUAUUUCUGUCAAAAGCGGGUCGUAUUGCAACAAUUCCUCUUAAUGAGCAAAGAACUGUUACUGCGGAUUGGUAUACCACCAUUAGUUUGCAAAAAGUCAUCACCGAGCUUGGAAAAAUCAACCCCGAAAGAAGAAUCACCCUCCACCAAGACAAUGCAAGCUCGCUCACAGCCCAAAAAGCAAGGCAGUAUUUAACGGAAGAAAACGUGGAAUUAUUGGACCAUCCUCCAUAUAGUCCCGAUCUAAGUCCUAACGAUUUCUUUCCUUACCCGGAAAUCAAAAACAGACUGCGUGCAAACGAGUGGAAUAAGUGCUUCGAAAAUUGGUUCGAGCGCAUGCAGAUGUGUAUUAAUCUUCGUGGAAAAUACUUCGAAAAACAAUAA